UCCAUAGGUUCUGUAGAGGGCGGUAGUCGAUAACUUCGCUGCAUAAAUCCCAGGCGAAGAAGAGCCGCGUUUCCGCUUUCCUCGCCGUUUCCAAAGUUUCCUAAUGUGCCUCAUUGCACGUGUUUGAUUCCCUACGAAAAGCUCGAUUAGAGCGCUUUAUCCAACGAUUAUUUCACCCUGUUAUAAUGCGAAGUGACGGCUGACCGAAGACGACAGAAACCAACCAGGAGCGUAAAAUCGAGCCGCCCGAGCACCGCAGGGCCGGGCGGACGUCGACCGACAAUCGAACCCCGACGUCGUCCGCUUGGCUUUCCCAGCGACCUCGGCGACGACAUGGACGCGUUGCACCACCGCGGAAACGAUUCUCCGCCGCCGCCGCCGCUGCUGCUGCUGCCGUCCCUGCGUCUCUUCAUCCCGCCCUUGCGGCUGGUGUCGGCCGCCAUGUGGCAGGUGGUGCAGCGGGGCGACGUGCGGGACUACGGCACAGUGGAGGAGUUCGUCGGCGCCAUCGCGGACCUUGUGCCCGAAGUCUUGAAUCCCGACCAGAAGGCUCAGCUGCUGCUGGGUCUCCGUGCCCGGGUGGUUCUGGAGUUGUGUCGAUCCGAGGCGACCCCCGAGAGGGAAACCGUUGACAUGCACUUGAGCCGAAUCCGGGGCCUCAUCUCGACGUGGGCCGCUCAGCCGUGCUUUGCCGAGGUCCAAUUCUCUGAAUCCAGCUUUGUGGAUCAGAUCGAGCUGCUGUUGAAAGACCCCGACGAGAAGGACCGGUUCUUCCAGGAUGUUUUCCCGACCGACUUUGGACCAGAGUAUGACCGCGCUCUUCAGGUGCUCAUGCUGGACUUCGUCUCCAGGCUGGAGAAGCUUCUUCCGGUGCCCGACAUCCAGCAGACGGCCGCCAUGCUGAGCGCCGCCCCGGGCGCCCUGGAUGAGUGUGUCCACUCGGUGCCCGAUCUGCCUCACUUGAAAGCGGCGCUCCUGCACCACGCCGGGCUCGGACAUUUCGAUUUAACCGACGACUCUCAGACCGUCCCGUCCUCCUUCGGGAACUGCAUCCUGUCCUCGCUGGCCCUCCCGCAGCUGGAGAAGGUGGUGAUAGACGCCGACCACAUCCAGCUGCAGCAGCCCACCGAGCAGAUGGCGGGCUGCGUCACCGUGCAGGUGGAGGGCGAGACGGUCACGCUCCUGGACUACAUUCACAUCGAGCCGAUGGAACCCGGCCCUCAGGAGGAGGAAAGGCAGGAAGCGGACGACGACGGGUCGUUGAAACCGGCGCCCUUCCGGCCUCUCAAGCAAAGCAGACGUCUGCAGAUGAAGAGGAAGGCCACCGAGGAGGAAAAGGACGACGACGCCUCCCCGGAGGCGGUCAAACGUCAGAGGAAGAAGCACCCGGGCGACAAGACCUGCCCCGUAUGCGGCAAGAGCUUCCUGCGCGCCGCCGCCAUGCGGCGCCAUCAGGAGACGCACUCGGAGAACCGAAAGCUCAAGUACAAGUGCGCCCACUGCGACAAGCGCUUCCGCGACCAGUACGACCUGAACCGGCACAACAUGCGCGUCCACGAGAGGGACGACGCCAACGCCAACGCGGACGAGGAUGACGCCAACGCGGACGACCGCGCGGCCGAGAACGAGGCUCCGGAAGAGUCUGACGACAAAAACUGCCCCCUGUGCGGGAAGUUCUUUGCGUGGCAGAUGGACAUGGAGCGCCACAUGAUGUCUCACUCGGAGGACCGGCCGUACAAGUGCUCCUUCUGCGAGAAGAGGUUCAAGAACCCUUACGUUCUCAAGCGCCACCAGAAGGAGUUCUGCAAGAGCAAAGAGCUGAAGAGGCCCGCGGCCAAGAGGCGCAAAGAGCAGAGCCCCGAUCCCUGGCCGCCGGCGCCCGUCGAGGGCAAAGCGUGUCCCGUCUGCAGCCGGACUCUGCCGAUCAGCGCCGACAUGGCCAAGCACCUGCGCUCGCACACGGAGGAGCGCCCGUUCAUCUGCGUCAGCUGCGAUAAGGGCUUCAAGUACCGCGACACGCUCAAGAAGCACCAGAUCAUCCUCGGCCACGAGGGCGUCCGCGAGGAGGCCAGCAAGACCGUGGAGGAGAUCCUGGCCGAAGCGGAGAAGAAUCCCGGGGAGGCCGGCGGCGCCUCCGAAGAGCCCGUCGGGCCGGCCGCCGGCUGUCGACAGUCUCGCGGCAAAACCCUCAGAGCGUGCCCCGUGUGCGCGAGGUCCUUCGACAACGUCAAGACGCUGAACCGCCACGUCCAGAGCCACACGGAGGAGCGGCCCUUCCACUGCGUCCACUGCAAGAAGCGCUUCAAGCACCUGCACGGCCUCAAACGCCACCAGAUCUACGCCGUCUGCCACCCCAAGACGGCCCGCCUCUCCUGGAAGAAGAAGGAGGCCAAAGCCGGGCCCAGCGACGGGCACGCGGCCGCGCCGGCGCUCCAGACCCCCGUGUGGUGCUCCAACUGCGGCAAGCAUUUCGAGUUCCUGUCGGCGCUCAAGGAGCACCAGGACGUGUGCAAAGCGGACCCGCACCACGCCUUGAAAUGCGACGCCUGCGACAAGAAGUUCAAGAGCAUCACCAUGCUCAAGGUGCACCAGAGGAUCCACGACCCGCUCUACUGCAAGGAGUGCGGCAAGAUCCUGGCCAACGCCGCCGCCUUCGAGAGGCACAAGCUGAUGCACCAGCCCAUGGCGUGCACCAUGUGCGACAAGAGCUUCACGCUGAUGCGGCGCCUGCGCGAGCACUACGAGCGCCAGCACGCCUUCACCGGGCCGUACCCGUGCACGCAGUGCGACAAGAGCUUCGUGCAGCUCUCCUACCUGGCCGUCCACCAGCGCAUCCACAAGGGCGAGUUCCCCUUCGCCUGCGACACGUGCCCCGAGCGGUUCCGCUCGUCCAACUGCCUGACGGUGCACCAGCGCAAGCACACGGGCGAGAGGCCCUUCCUGUGCUGGCAGUGCGGCAAGAGCUACCGCUCGGCGUCGGAGCUCACCGUGCACAUGGGCACCCACUCGGAGGAGCGGCCCUGGGCGUGCGCGCAGUGCCAGGCGGCCUUCCGCACCAAGCCGCAGCUCACCAACCACGUGGAGCAGGUGCACAUCGGCGUGCGCUACCCGUGCGCCACCUGCGGCAAGCAGUUCAUGAAGGAGGCGUCGCUCAAGCGCCACGAGCUCACCCACACGGGCGAGCGGCCCUUCCAGUGCACCGUGUGCGGCAAGACCUUCCUGACCGCCAACGAGCUGCGGCUGCACAACCGCUACCACACGGGCGAGCGGCCCUACAAGUGCGGCCUGUGCGGCAAGGCCUUCAUCCAGUCGGGCUACCUCAAGUCGCACAUGCGCAUCCACACGGGCGAGAAGCCCUUCCAGUGCGACGUGUGCCACAAGAGCUUCCGGCUGUCCUUCCACAGGAAGAAGCACCAGCGCACGCACGCCGGCAAGGUCAAGAGCUACCCCUGCGAGCAGUGCGACGCCGCCUUCCCCCACAAGAAGGCGCUGUGGGAGCACGCCGUCACGCACCAGGUCAAGCUGGAGCAAAGUUUUACGCAGGUCAGGGUAGAGUUCCAGUGACGGGAGACGCGCCGGCCGGAAUCGCACCCGCGCUUCGGUCUCUGUCGAGCUGUAAUGUUUUGAAUAAAGAAACCAAAUACGGGAAUGAACUUUUCUUUGUAUUCACACU
Syngnathoides biaculeatus (alligator pipefish) is the source of this 3673-nucleotide messenger RNA. RefSeq names its product zinc finger protein 420-like. The transcript is spliced from 8 exons. Gene Ontology annotation, molecular function: RNA polymerase II transcription regulatory region sequence-specific DNA binding; DNA-binding transcription factor activity, RNA polymerase II-specific. Gene Ontology annotation, cellular component: nucleus. Gene Ontology annotation, biological process: regulation of transcription by RNA polymerase II. NCBI's taxonomy places the organism in Eukaryota, Metazoa, Chordata, Actinopteri, Syngnathiformes, Syngnathidae. The record is from RefSeq and is a predicted model, not a curated record. Bases 334 to 3564 code for a protein of 1076 amino acids.